Molecule: messenger RNA, 4671 nt
Organism: Mucor mucedo
Lineage: Eukaryota; Fungi; Mucoromycota; Mucoromycetes; Mucorales; Mucoraceae
Exons: 5
Coding region: 1-4671 (1556 amino acids)
Source: RefSeq, a predicted model, not a curated record
AUGAAAUUAACUUCAAUUUGUCUUGCGGUUAGUUUAUUCUUGACAACCUAUGCCGCUGUCAUACCCUCAACCAAAUACACAGAGUUUAAUUGGUCGAAAGAACCCAAGAAAUUUUCUUUGGAUGCCAAUGAUCCAAUUCAGCUUCAAAUCACUGACUUCAAUGGCCAAGGAUUCAGGGUGUAUGAUAACAAUAAUUAUUUGGGAGAAACAAAUGUUCAAUCUGAAAUUGACGAAAAGUUUCGUCAGGGCUACUUUAAUUUGGACAGAGGACAUCAUAUUAUAAAACUUGAGCUGAAAGGAUCCUUCACUGGUGAAGGUACCGGAGCUAUCAGAAUUGUCUCAGGUAUAGAUAAGCAUGAAGUAUCGAAUACUGCAGUCCUUUCGCGGCAUGCUAAAAAGGCUAGUGAGGGUCUUACUCGGGAAGCCAAAGAUGGCGAUGAUGAUGAAGACGAUGAUGAUGGGGACGAUGACGAUGAAGGAGAUGAUGGUGAAGGUGAUGAUGAUGAUGAAGGUCCCUCUUCUUUUUCGAGCACAUCACAAGAAUCAACCGUCCAAAGCUAUCCAAGCUCUGUAACUGUCACAUCUACUGCAUACAGUGAAUCUCUUAGUACUGUAACAAGAACCAACACUGUUACCACUACAGAUACUCCUGUAACCGAGACAGAAAUUUCGGUCACUACUGAUACAGUUACCUCUACUCAUGUACCUGACGCCGAGACAAGCACUGAGACUGAUUUUGAGACUAUUACUGAUACUGUAACAACAACCGAAGUUCCUUACACUGAAACAUUGACCGAGACGGAAGUUAGCAUUACAACAGAUACUGUUAUUUCUACUGAAACUCCAGAUACCCAGACUACAACAGAGACAGAAAUUUUAACAACUACAGACACUGUUACAUCCACUGAAACUCUUCACGCUCAAGUCAAAUUUGUAACUACUACAGACACCAUAGUUUCUACUGAAAUUCCGGACACGAAGACUGAAGUUGUAACUACCACAGACACUAUAAUUUCUACUGAAGUUCCUGAAACCAAAACAGUGACUGAGACGGAUUUUGUAACUACUACAGACAUAGUCACUUAUACCGAAGCUCCUGAAGAUAAAACGACAACCGCAACAGAGACUUUGACCACUACUGAUACCGUUACUUUAUCUCAACCUCCUGGUACUGAAACAAAGGUUUUAACAACUACUGACACAGUUGUAACUACUGAAAUACCUGAACCCAGAACAAGAACUGAAACAGUCUUUGUGACAACUACCAGCACCGUAGAUUCUCCUGAAGCAAGUGUGGAUACAGACUUUGUGACUUCAACAGAGUAUAUUGUCUCCACUGAAGCACCUGGCACUCAAACAAUAAUAGAGACGAAAUUCAUAACCACCACAGAUAUUGUCACUUUUACGGAAGUCCCUGAUACAGAAACAACCACUCAGACAGAGCGUGUAACUACUACAGAUGUUUCAACCGCUACUAAUACCGUAACUUCUACAAAAACUCCUGAUACGAAGACAAAAACCGAGACAAAAUUAUCGACUACUACAAAUGUUAUGACUACCACUGACACUGUCACAUCUACUGAGAUUCCGGAUACAGAAACAAAAACGGAGACUGUCACAUCCACUGAAGUUCCUGACACAGAAACAAAGACUUUGACUGAUGUGAUAACCACUACAGAUGUUAUGACUACCACUGACACCGUAACAUCAACUGAGAUUCCUGAUACUGAGACAAAAACGGAGACUGUCACAUCUACUGAGGUUCCUGACACAGAAACGAAGACUUUGACUGAUGUGAUAACCACUACAGAUAUUAUGACUACCACUGACACAGUAACAUCUACUGAGAUUCCUGAUACUAAAACAAAAACAGAGACUACUACGGACACUGUAAUUUCUACUCAGGUUCCUGACACGGAGACAACAACUGCAACUGAGCGUAUCACUACAACAGAUAUUCUCACUACUACAGAUGUGUUAACUACUACAGAUGUUCUUACUACUACAGAUGUUCUCACUACUACCAAUUUUAUUACAUCUACCGAGACCCCAGAUACAGAGACUAGAACGAAGACGGAAAUUUCGACUACCACAGAUACAGUCACUUCUACUCAGAUUCCUGAUACCCAAACUAGAACAGAGACUACCACUAACACUGUCACUUCUACUAAGAUUCCUGAUACUAAAACUAAGACAGAAACUACCACAGACACUGUCACUUCUACAGCUAUCCCAGAAACUGAGACAACGACCGCAACAGAGCGUGAAACUACUACGGAUAUUUCAACCACUACCAACACUGUUACGUCUACUGAAGUUCCUGAUACUGAAACAAGAACAGAGACCACUACGGAUACUGUUACAUCUACCAAGAUUCCUAAUACCAAAACCAAGACAGAAACUACCACAAAUACUGUCACAUCUACGGAAAUCCCAGCUACAAAGACAACGACUGCAACAGAGCGCGAGACUACUACCAAUACUGUUACAUCUACCGAGAUUCCUGAUACUGAAACGAGAACAGAUACUGUCACUUCUACUUUAACUCCAGCCACUAAGACAACAACAGCAACCGAAAGUGUUACUACCACAGAUGUUAUGACUACCACAGACACUGUCACGUCCACGGAAAUUCCUGAGACAGAAACUAAAACUGAGACUGAGGUUUUGACUACAACUGAUACUGUUACUUCUACCAAGAUUCCUGCCACCAGAACAAGAACGAAAACGAAUACUGUAACUACAACAAACGUUUUAACUACGACAGAUAUCGUGACUACGACUAAUACUGUCACUUCCACUAAAGUUCCUGAUACCGAGACAACUACCAAAACUCAAAUCUCUACUACCACCGAUACUAUAAUAUCUACAGAAAUUCCUGAUACCAAAACCAUGACCGAGACUGAAAUUUCUACUACCACGGAUACAGUGAUAUCUACUGCAAUUCCUGAUACAGAAACUAGAACCGAGACAAAGGUUCUAACUACCACGGACACCGUUACAUCUACUGAAAUUCCUGACCCGAAAACAAUGGUUAUUACCACUACAGACACUGUCAUUUCUACUAAGGUUCCAAAAACAAAAACUAAGACUGAGAUUGUAACCACUACAAACACGGUGACUUCCACAAAAGUUCCUGAGGCUAAAACCAAAACCAAGACCAAGUAUUUAACUACCACUGAUACCGUUACCGCUUCUGAAGCUCCAGGAACCGAGACAAAAUGGGAAACUGAUGUUUUAACUGCAACAGAUACUGUUACUUUGACCGAAACAAGAACCAGAAUAGCUCUUAAAACUACAACAAAUACCAUCACAUCUACAAUGUUUUCCGAUACAGUGACCAAGACCAUUAUUAAUAUGGUAACGACUAAGAAUACGAUUACCUUGACUAAGCCUUCUACAAGUACAUCAUCCCAGUCUACCUCGACUUCAUUGGAGCCUACAUCAAGUGAGAAAACACCGGCUUUACUUGCCACUGACUCUACUGCAUCCAGUUCCUCACCAACUAAUUCUCCAAGUUCUACAUCUAAUUUGAGUGAAACAGACAAAACUUCUUCUGUUAACAGUUCAAGUGAUACCUCUAAAUCCACUUCAGCUACUGAUACUGCUAAAUCAUCGUCAUCGACCGAUUCUGCCAGGUCUUCUGUGUCUACAUCUCCGUCCUCCACUGCAACCACAUCUAGCAGCCCUUCAAGUUCAGCUUCCACGUCAAGUGAAUCCACAACCACUACUUCUAGCACCGAUUCUACCAAAACUUCUUCUUCAUCUAAAUCUAGUGAGACUUCAAAAUCUACAUCAAACGAGUCUUCAGAUACUACAUCCACAAGCUCUAAUUCUAAAUCCAGUAAAGACAGUAAGACUCCUUCCAGCACCGAACCAAGAAAAACCAGUGCAACUACAUCGUCAAAAUCUACUUCCAAUUCAAGUACUUCCUCAAGUUUAAGUCCAACAACUAGCUCACGUUCUACGUCUGAGUUAGCCGAAGAUACAACAUCAGCUUCUAGCACCUCAUCCAAGCCCACAACAACAGGCUCUAAGUCUACCACCAAUGCACCAACUUCAUCGGAGACAGACACUACCAGCUCUUCCGAGCCUAAUUCAUCAAGUUCUUCCAAUGAGAAAACUACAUCGAACACUGGGUCUACUUCUACAAGCUCUACUACAUCUAGUAAAAAGUCUAGUUCUACUUCUUCUAGUCCUUCGUCAUCUGCAAAAUUGUCUACUCCUUCUUCUACAUCAAGCGAAGAGACUACAACCUCAGCUAAGCCCAGUACAUCUUCAGAUCCAACUUCUACAUCUAGUGAAACCAUUGAAACUACUCCUACUACAAGCUCAAGUUCAAGUAAUUCAGAAUCGUCUACAUCUAAAUCAAGCCCUACUUCAGUAUCUAGUUCUGCAACUUCAUCAAGCUUGUCUUCCAAAUCAACUACAGGAUCAGCGACCACAACUUCUUCUGAUAAACAGACUGAUGCUUCAUCCACAACCGAGCUUGCCAAAACAUCCACAUCUUCUUCGGAAUCCACUGAAAAUAGCGAGCCUACAACCACAAGUGAGUCUCCUGAGGCUUCUUCGACCUCGGCAACUCAGGAUCCCGAGACUACAUCUGAUGAAGACAGUUCUACAGAAACUUCAGACACCGAUAGUACGGAUGCAGCAAAACCUUCUGCUUAG